GAUGCCAAGGGUCGUGCUCCUUCGGCUAAAUAAUCUCCUUUGAAAGACCAUGUAAAACAACACCAAAAACUAUGAGAGAUAAAUUUUAAAUAAUUCAUCUCCCCGAAAGAAGUUUUUUGAAUUAUUUGAUGACCUCCAAAAUGAAUGCACAAGCCAUCAAGGAAGUGAAGGACAAAAAUGCACAAAGUCCCAAAGAGACAAAGGUGAACACAGUAGACGUCCGGUCAUCGGCGGGGCAGCAAGGCCAUGAACACAGUAAUGUGCAGGUGGUUCACCAGCCACAUCCCUCUGCGAAAACAAAUACCAGCGGCGGUGUCUUGACCGGUGCUGCAGCUGCCGUGGCAACUACCCUUCAGUCCGCCAAGGAUGCUAUCUCCAAACACGAAUAGCAACAUUACAAUACGGACCUUGUCAUCAGCAUUGCCUACGAGCAUUUAUUGAAAAAAAAGAAAGUAAAAGUAGUUUGUUUUGUUAAGUUUUUAUUUGCCAUUUGCAGAAAGAAAUGCAAAUAUUAUGAUAUACAUUAUGCAUGUAUGAUGUUCUUGUUUGGAUAGGCUUUUUCUGUGGCUGGAUUAUAUGCUUUUCAGUUUUAGGCUGGUAGAAAAUUGCUACUCUGCUUGGAAGCUUAUGCAUUGCAUAGAAACACGUAUUAAUACUUUUAUGUUAUAAAGUUUGGAUCAAAUACAAUCUUCCAAUAACUGUUAUGUAAUUGUUCAA
Molecule: messenger RNA, 717 nt
Organism: Prunus dulcis (almond)
Lineage: Eukaryota; Viridiplantae; Streptophyta; Magnoliopsida; Rosales; Rosaceae
Exons: 2
Coding region: 129-389 (86 amino acids)
Source: RefSeq, a predicted model, not a curated record